AUGACUUUACGCCAGUCCAGUGACAUGACAAAGUUCAAAGAAUGUCUAAACAAGGCAAAAGAGGUCGUCGUUCUAUCGGGAGCCGGUAUUAGUGCGGAAUCGGGAAUACCUACCUUCAGAGGUGCAGGCGGUUAUUGGAGGAAAUAUCAAGCAGCCUCACUGGCUUCACCAGAAGCAUUUCGAAAUAAUCCUAGUUUGGUCUGGGAAUUCUAUCACUACAGACGGGAAGUUGCUGCGAAAGCGGAACCGAAUGCCGGGCAUAAGGCUGUAGCAGACUUCGAAGCCAAAAAUUCUUCAUCAAAGAAAGUAACUUUGAUAACGCAAAACGUAGACGGCCUGCAUGCUAGAGCUGGGACGAAAAACUUGAUUGAACUCCAUGGAAACUUGUUUAAAACUCGUUGCACUAAGUGUAAAGAAGUUUUAGUCAAUACUGACACACCUAUAUGUGAGGCUUUAGCUAAUAGAGGUGCCCCUGAUUCUACUGUUGUUGGUUCUGAUAUUCCGAUUAAGUCAUUACCACAUUGCAAAAAGGGUUCAUGCGGUGGGUUACUACGACCACAUAUUGUCUGGUUUGGUGAAAGUCUUGACCCGAAUGUUUUAAAUGCAGCAGAAGUAGCAAUGUCAACCUGUGAUAUUUGCUUGGUGGUUGGCACAUCUUCUGUUGUUUAUCCCGCUGCAAUGUUUGCACCUCAAGCAGCACAAAGAGGUGCAAUAGUAGCUGAAUUUAACUUAGAACCGACCCCUACAACAUCCGAGUUUCACUACUAUUUUGAAGGUCCAUGUGGAAAAACUCUGCCUAUAGCACUUAAUAUAUAA
Danaus chrysippus (African queen) is the source of this 816-nucleotide messenger RNA. Lineage: Eukaryota; Metazoa; Arthropoda; Insecta; Lepidoptera; Nymphalidae. The record is from the annotation of a GenBank genome assembly.